This is a messenger RNA of Mangifera indica (mango), 1631 nucleotides long. Its product is annotated as AP-4 complex subunit mu. Gene Ontology annotation, biological process: protein targeting; Golgi to lysosome transport. Bases 99 to 1454 code for a protein of 451 amino acids. The transcript is spliced from 13 exons. The record is from RefSeq and is a predicted model, not a curated record. Lineage: Eukaryota; Viridiplantae; Streptophyta; Magnoliopsida; Sapindales; Anacardiaceae. Gene Ontology annotation, cellular component: clathrin adaptor complex; cytoplasmic vesicle; trans-Golgi network.
GUCUUUCAGAAAAUUCUAAAAUUUAUGCAAAACAACUAGAAAAAAAACAUCAGGCGAGGAAAGGGGAUCAGAUCUUGGUUCAAUUUCGCAAAGCAAAAAUGAUCUCGCAGUUCUUCGUACUGUCUCAACGAGGAGAUAACAUCGUCUUCCGUGACUAUCGAGGUGACGUGCAGAAAGGAAGUGCGGAGAUAUUUUUUCGUAAAGUGAAGUUUUGGAAAGAGGAUGGACAAGAGGAGGCGCCACCUGUCUUUAACGUGGACGGUGUGAACUACUUUCAUGUGAAAGUUGUGGGAUUGUUGUUUGUCGCUACAACAAGAGUUAAUGUUUCACCAUCUCUAGUGUUGGAGCUUCUGCAGAGGAUUGCUCGUGUAAUCAAAGACUAUCUGGGGGUUCUCAAUGAAGAUUCACUGCGGAAGAACUUUGUGCUUGUAUAUGAAUUGCUGGACGAAGUCAUUGAUUUUGGUUAUGUGCAGACAACUUCCACUGAAGUGUUGAAAUCCUAUGUGUUUAAUGAACCAAUUGUAGUGGAUGCCGCACGCCUACAGCCUCUUGGGCCUGCUGCCAUUUUUAUGCAAAGUACCAAAAGAAUGCCAGGAACAGCUGUCACUAAAUCUGUUGUGGCAAAUGAGCCGGGUGGUAGGAAGAGAGAAGAAAUUUUUGUGGAUAUAAUUGAAAAAAUCAGCGUGACAUUUAGUUCAAGUGGAUAUAUACUGACUUCUGAGAUCGAUGGCACCAUCCAAAUGAAGAGCUAUCUUUCUGGAAAUCCAGAAAUACGAUUAGCUCUCAAUGAUGACCUGAGCAUAGGAAAAGAUGGGAGAUCGAUAUAUGAUUAUAGGAGUUCAUCUGGGUCAGGAGCUGUGAUACUUGAUGACUGUAAUUUUCAUGAAUCUGUACGCCUUGAUAGUUUUGAUCUGGACAGAACACUGUCUCUGGUUCCGCCAGAUGGUGAAUUUCCGGUCAUGAACUAUCGUAUGACCCAGGAGUUCAAGCCACCUUUUCGUAUUAACACGUUGAUUGAAGAAGCAGGAGCUCUUAAGGCUGAAGUGAUUAUUAAAAUAAGCGCAGAAUUCCCGUCCAGCAUUACAGCAAACACAAUUGUCGUAGAAAUGCCACUUCCUAAAUACACUACCAGAGUGAGUUUUGGAUUAGAACCUGGAGCAGUUGGGCAGAGAACAGAUUUCAAGGAAGCUAACAAGCGGCUUGAAUGGGGUUUAAAGAAGAUUGUUGGUGGAUCUGAACACAUGCUACGUGCAAAGCUGACAUUUUCACAGGAAUCACAUGGAAAUAUCACAAGAGAAUGUGGACCAGUCAGCAUGACGUUCACAAUCCCAAUGUAUAAUGCUUCAAAGCUUCAGGUGAAGUACUUGCAGAUAGCAAAGAAGUCCAGUACAUACAAUCCAUAUCGAUGGGUGAGAUAUGUGACUCAGGCCAAUUCGUAUGUUGCUCGUAUAUGACAGUAUAAUUUUCAUCCUUUCCAAUCAUUUUCUAUCUUGUUUAUGUGCUGCCAACUUCUCUUAGUACUUACCCAAAAAAAAACCUUCUCGUUGAGUACUUGGUAUGGUUCUAGUUUAGAUAUUUACCUUAAAAAUGCACGCAUGGCUAAAUGGAACUAAUUCUUGUGUUGGUUGUUA